GAGCUCCCCAGGAGCUGAUCCAGGCUCUCCUUGGCCUCGAGUAGCCCCCGCGUGGAAGUGGACCUCCCUCAGCACCUGGCCUCUCUCCCACCUUCCCAGGAAACCUGUCGCCCCUGGAAUUUGAAGUCUGGAGAAAUGUAGAAUUCGAAGUCUGUUGGAGACGGCCUUUGAAGGGGCCUCCUGCGCAUCUUCCUUACCUGGCAGGUGCUUUCACCCGCCCCUGCCCUGCAUCCCCCCAGAGCCUGCCGUGGAAUCGUCCCCUUUCUGUGCGCGCUGGCACUCCUCCAAUGUGGACUCCAAAGGAUUUGUCCCUUUGCAGUUUGAAAUGAAAUGAUGGCCACACAUUGGACUGGUCUGCCCGAGGGAGAUGGUGACAAACUCAAAGCCUGCGAGGUGUCAAAAAGUCAAGAUGGAAAAGAACAAAGUGAAGCUAUAUCACCAUCUGAAGAUGAACCAUUUUCCUGGCCAGGGCCCAAAACCGUUAUGUUGAAGAGAACGUCUCAAGGAUUUGGUUUUACAUUAAGGCAUUUUAUUGUUUAUCCCCCAGAGUCUGCAAUUCAAUUUUCAUGCAAGGAUGAAGAAAAUGGAAACCAAGGAGGAAAACAAAGAAACCGUUUGGAACCAAUGGAUACCAUAUUUGUUAAACAAGUUAAAGAGGGAGGACCUGCUUUUGAGGCUGGACUGUGCACAGGUGAUCGAAUUAUAAAAGUCAACGGAGAGAGUGUCAUAGGAAAGACCUAUUCCCAAGUAAUUGCGCUAAUUCAGAACAGUGAUACAACAUUGGAACUCAGUGUUAUGCCAAAAGAUGAAGAUAUUCUCCAAGUGGCCUAUUCUCAAGACGCCUACCUGAAAGGCAACGAAGCUUACAGCGGCAAUGCCCGGAACAUACCUGAGCCUCCAGCGGUCUGCUACCCCUGGCCGCCGUCUGCUCCUUCAGCUGCGGCACAGCCGGUUGAAAUAGCUCCUCCAAACUUAUUAUUGAACAAACAGCAGACCAGUACACCAGUCCUGACCCAACCUGGCAGGGCCUACAGAAUGGAAAUCCAAGUGCCUCCAUCACCAACGGACGUUGCAAAAUCAAACACAGCCGUGUGUGUUUGCAAUGAAAGCGUGAGGACUGUCAUUGUGCCUUCUGAGAAGGUCGUCGACGUGCUGUCCAAUAGGAACAACCACACGGGUCCUUCGCACAGAACCGAAGAAGUCAGGUUUGGUGUCGGUGAGCAGGUCUCUUUAAAAACAGUGUCGAGAACCACGUCGCCAUCAUCAGUUCCCACCGCCCGUCUGACUCAUCAGACUGCAGGCUCCAGAUCAUUAGAACCUUCUGGAAUUUUGCUCAAGUCUGGAAAUUACAGUGGUCGUUCCGAGGGAAUCUCAAGCAGUAGGACUCAAACUGUGGAUUCUCCUUCGGUGCCUGUCAAUCACUAUUCCCCGAGCUCCCAUCAGCACAUAGACUGGAAAAACUAUAAGACUUACAAAGAGUACAUCGAUAACAGACGACUGCACAUAGGCUGCCGGACGAUUCAGGAAAGAUUGGACAGCUUAAGAGCAGCAUCCCAGAGCACAACAGAUUAUAACCAGGUGGUCCCCACCCGACCGACUCUGCAGGUACGACGUCGGAGCACCUCUCACGAUCGAGUGCCCCAGUCUGUUCAGAUCCGGCAGCGCAGUGUGUCUCAGGAAAGGCUGGAGGAUUCCGUGCUGAUGAAGUAUUGUCCAAGAAGUGCGUCUCAGGGAGCGCUGGCCUCGGCAUCUGUUAGUUUCAGUAAUCAUAGGACUCACUCGUGGGAUUACAUUGAGGGACAGCGUGAAACUGCAGAAAACGCCAACUCUGAAAGUCCAGUAUCCGACUCAAAUGGGGAGCGAAAACAGACUUAUAAGUGGAGUGGGUUUACUGAACAGGAUGAUAGGCGAGGUAUUUAUGAAAGACACCGGCAGCAAGAAAUUCACAAACCUUUCCGGGGUUCGAAUUUGACUGUGGCUCCAAGCAUUGUGAAUAAUGAUAACAGGCGAAUGAUUGGAAGAGGGGUGGGGUCACAGUUGAAAAAGAUUCCUCCAGAUACAAAAUCCCUGCAUUCCAGCAGAAACUGUCAAAGUGCUGGCGGGAUGUCACUGCCACGGGCUAUUUCACAGGACAGGUCCCCACUUGUGAAAGUUCGAAGUAAUUCCCUGAAAGCGCCUUCUCCACCUGUCUCAAAACCACCCUUCAGCCAGAACUCAUUGGUUUCCAUAAAAGACCAAAGGCCCGUAAAUCACGUGCAUCAGCACGGCCUACUGAGCCAGCAGACAUGGCUCAGGCCUGAAAGCACCCCAGAUCACCAACGGGAGCCUGAGAAAUCCCCAUCAUCACCCGGAACUUCUGCUAAGACUUGCCCACAGAGCAAUGAGAACAAUUUAGAAUUAUCUACCAGCCCAGGGAAUGGAGAUGUAAAUUCACAGGAAGCCGAGAUUCAGCAGCCAGAUGUGUUAGAUAAUAAAGAAUCUGUCAUCUUAAGAGAAAAACCUCCCUCCGGUCGCCAGACACCCCAGCCUUUGAGACAUCAGUCUUACAUCUUGGCAGUGAAUGACCAAGAGACUGGCUCAGAUGCCACAUGCUGGCUGCCUAACGAUGCUCGCAGAGAGGUCCACAUGAAAAGGAUGGAGGAAAGGAAGGCUUCAAGUGCCAGUCCCCCGGCGGACUCCUUGGCUUCCAUUCCAUUUAUAGACGAGCCAACCAGCCCUAGCAUCGACCAUGAUAUUGCACACAUCCCAGCUUCUGCUGUUAUCUCCGCCUCCGCCUCUCAGGUCCCCUCCAUCGCAACAGUUCCUCCAAGCCUCAUGACUUCAGCUCCUUUAAUUCGACGCCAGCUAUCCCAUGACCAAGAAUCUGUUGGACCUCCCAGCCUGGAUGCCCAGCCCAACUCAAAGACAGAAAGAUCAAAAUCAUAUGAUGAAGGACUGGAUGAUUAUAGGGAAGAUGCAAAAUUAUCCUUUAAACAUGUAUCUAGCCUGAAAGGAAUCAAGAUUACAGACAGCCAGAAGUCAUCAGAAGACUCUGGGUCCAGAAAGGAUUCUUCCUCAGACGUUUUCAGUGAUGCCUCCAAGGAAGGGUGGCUCCAGUUCCGACCACUGACCACAGACAAGGGCAAGAGAGUUGGUGGAAGUAUUAGGCCAUGGAAACAGAUGUACGUUGUACUCCGGGGCCAUUCCCUCUACUUGUAUAAAGACAAAAGGGGACAGGUAACUCCAUCGGAGGAAGAGCAGCCCAUCAGCGUGAACGCUUGCCUCAUCGACAUUUCAUACAGUGAGACCAAGAGGAAAAAUGUGUUCCGACUUACUACAUCCGACUGUGAAUGCCUGUUCCAGGCGGAAGACAGAGAUGAUAUGUUAGCCUGGAUCAAGACCAUCCAGGAAAGUAGCAACCUAAGUGAAGAGGAUACUGGAGUUACUAACAGAGAUCUGAUUAGUCGAAGAAUCAAAGAAUAUAACAGUCUGAUGAGCAGAGCAGAGCAGCUGCCAAAAACCCCUCGCCAGAGUCUUAGCAUCAGGCAGACCCUACUUGGCACUAAAUCAGAGGCAAAGCCGCAAAGCCCACACUCUCCAAAGGAGGAGUCAGAGCGGAAGCUCCUCAGUAAAGAUGAUACCAGUCCCCCCAAAGACAAAGGCACAUGGAGGAAAGGCAUUCCAAGUAUCAUGAGAAAGACGUUCGAGAAAAAGCCCACGGCCACAGGAACAUUUGGAGUCAGACUGGAUGAUUGCCCACCGGCUCACACUAAUCGGUAUAUUCCAUUAAUAGUUGACAUAUGUUGCAAAUUAGUUGAAGAAAGAGGUCUUGAAUAUACAGGUAUUUACAGAGUUCCUGGGAAUAACGCAGCCAUUUCAAGUUUGCAGGAAGAACUGAACAAGGGGAUGGCCGACAUCGAUGUACAGGAUGAUAAAUGGCGAGAUUUGAAUGUGAUAAGCAGUUUACUAAAAUCCUUCUUCAGAAAGCUCCCUGAGCCUCUCUUCACAAAUGAUAAGUACACUGACUUUAUUGAAGCCAAUCGCAAGGAAGAUCCUCUAGAGCGACUGAAAACGCUGAAAAGACUAAUUCACGAUCUGCCCGAACAUCAUUUCGAAACACUUAAGUUUCUUUCCGCUCAUCUGAAGACAGUAGCAGAAAAUUCAGAAAAAAAUAAGAUGGAACCAAGAAACCUCGCGAUAGUCUUUGGCCCCACUCUAGUGAGGACUUCAGAGGACAACAUGACGCACAUGGUCACUCACAUGCCUGACCAGUACAAGAUCGUGGAGACUCUCAUCCAGCACCAUGACUGGUUUUUCACAGAAGAAGGUGCUGAUGAGCCUCUUACAACAGUGCAGGAGGAAAACACAGUAGACUCCCAGCCAGUGCCAAACAUAGAUCAUUUGCUCACCAACAUUGGAAGGACAGGCGUGUCCCCUGGAGAUGUAUCAGAUUCAGCUACUAGUGACUCAACAAAAUCUAAGGGCUCCUGGGGAUCUGGAAAGGAUCAGUACAGCAGAGAGCUGCUUGUGUCUUCCAUCUUCGCAGCUGCUAGUCGCAAGAGGAAGAAGCCCAAAGAAAAAGCACAGCCCAGCAGCUCGGAAGACGAGCUGGACAGUGUGUUUUUCAGGAAGGAGAACGUGGAGCAGGGUCCGAGCGACCUUAAAGAGGAGUCGAGGAAAGACAGAGAGCCGUCAGGCGGAAAGCAGAGCAUCCUCACUACGCACGAGAGUAGCGCGAGGAAGGAUGCGGGCGCGAGGGGGAGGCCGGCGCGACAGGAGGGGCGCUCAUCAGGGGGCUCCGGGCUCAGCCGGCCGGGUGCAGGUCAGGACAGCCCGCGGGCCCCCGCACCCGGGCCCUUCCAGGCCGGACCGUGCAGCAGGACAGCCGCACAGCUCCCGGCCGGGGUCUCCGACCCCAGCACCAGCCUGGACCACGGCCGGCGCAGCCCGGACGCGCAGUCGGUGGCCGAGAGCAGGGGCGACGAGGCAGAUGACGAGCGGAGCGAGCGCAUCAGCGAGGGACGGGCGGUGGAGACAGACAGCGACGGCGAGGGCGAGCUGCCCCCUAGCCCGCCUGCACGGCCCCGGAGCGACCCGGACCCCCACGCCCGGCUGCGCCACAGACACUCGGCAGGUAGCGAGGGCACGGAGCGCAGCCUGACGCCAGACGUGGACAGCCUGGCGCCUGGUGUGGAUGACCUGACACCAGAUGUGGACGGCCUGGCCUUAGGUGUGGACGGCCGCCGGCCGCAGUUUAGCUCACACCGGCUCAUUGGCUGCGACACGCUGUCCAGGAGGAAGUCGGCUCGGCUCCAGGCGGACUGUGCGAGCCCCGGGGACUCAAGCGACAGAGACGCGCCUACCCUCGCCAGAGUGCUGGACGUGAUGAAGAGGGGCAAGUCCACCGGAAGUCUGCUCCCGCCGGGCAGAGGCGAGUUGGACAGGCCGGAGCCCACCUGGAGAGCGCGGAUCGCCGACCGGCUCAAGCUGCGGCCCCGCGCGCCCACGGACGACAUGUUCGUGGCACAGCCCACGGGGAGGAAGGGCAUCCGGCGCCGACACACGCUCGGGGGCCACCGGGACGCGGACAUCAGCGGCCUGGGAUUCUGGAAGGCGCACGAGCAGAGCGCGGACCCAGACUCGGAGCUUUCCGCCGUGAACCGGCUACGACCAAAGUGCCCAGCCCAGGACCUCUCCAUCUCGGACUGGCUGGCCAGGGAGCGCGUGCGCAGCAACGCCUCGGACCUGGGCGCAGACGCCCAGGAGCCGCAGCCUGGGAGUCCGGGCGUGCGGGAGACCGCCAGCACCGCCACCACCGAGGCACCCAGCACUACCACCACCGAGGCACCAUGCUCCCAGCACCGCGCCAGGGCUGCCACCAGCACCGCGGCUGCACCCAGCCGGCCCCUUCCCACACCACCACGGUCACCGGACCAAAUGAACGGAGAAAGCUUCCAGAACCGGAGCCAGAACGCGGGAUCCGCGGCCAGUGGCCGCCAGCACAGACUGGCCGAUGGGCCGGGCCCCAAGGCGCAGUUGCACCCGUGUCUUUAGGCGGCGGCAUGUCCACUCGAGCACGUAAAAAGCUAUUGUUACACGGUCCAGUAACUCUGUAAAUAUGUUUCUUGUACCAGAAUUGUUAUUAUGCAGCCUUGGUUUGGGCUGGUUUCAUCAUUUUGCACUGUGAACUAGCUUUACCGUGCAUUACUACAGCCAGAAGAACACACAUAUAUAUUUAAAAAUAUAUCAGAUAGUUGUAUACAAAUAAGCUAUUUGUUACAACUUAACUACAUAGUAUAUACCCCAAAUUACUGAACAAAAUCGCUGUUACUAUGCAGCAAAAUUGUUCUUUCGGUUUUCUCACUAACAAAAGUGCCUCAUGAAAGUACGUUUGAUUUUUAGGGUGCCAUAUUGUCAAAAUUAGAUAACUUACAUUGAAUAAAUGAAUGCGUUUUACCAGUAACAACGUUCAUUACACUCACCAGUUCUAACACAGGUUGGUACAGAACUUCAAUUCCUUAGUCAUUCCAGGUGGAUCUGAGUUUUAUAUUCAAACUUUUAAUACAGUUUUUGAGUUUUGUGUGACUUGAAUUUUUAAUCUUUCUGUAAAAUACAUAACUUAAAUGAACAUAUUAUAUGCGUAUCUUUUCUUCAGAUACCAGAUUUUAUAUAAAUGUUGUAACAUAGGUAUGUAGAUAGUGGAUCCUGGAUGGAACUGGCUUCUUACAAAGAAGGAUAUGAAUCUGCAUGAGUACUUCAAACCUGUGUCAUGCCUCUGCGCAUACCCAAUUAAACACUGGAAAUAAAAAUUGUUUUGGUGAACUUUG
Messenger RNA from Nannospalax galili (Upper Galilee mountains blind mole rat), 6806 nucleotides. RefSeq names its product Rho GTPase activating protein 21 (gene Arhgap21). The coding region runs from base 331 to 6033 and encodes 1900 amino acids. Gene Ontology annotation, molecular function: protein binding. Gene Ontology annotation, biological process: Golgi localization; signal transduction. The transcript has 24 exons. The record is from RefSeq and is a predicted model, not a curated record. NCBI's taxonomy places the organism in Eukaryota, Metazoa, Chordata, Mammalia, Rodentia, Spalacidae.